Molecule: messenger RNA, 481 nt
Organism: Carassius auratus (goldfish)
Lineage: Eukaryota; Metazoa; Chordata; Actinopteri; Cypriniformes; Cyprinidae
Product: acyl-CoA desaturase 1-like
Exons: 2
Coding region: 75-338 (87 amino acids)
Biological process (GO): monounsaturated fatty acid biosynthetic process; response to fatty acid; unsaturated fatty acid biosynthetic process
Cellular component (GO): endoplasmic reticulum membrane
Molecular function (GO): iron ion binding; stearoyl-CoA 9-desaturase activity; palmitoyl-CoA 9-desaturase activity
Source: RefSeq, a predicted model, not a curated record
GUCCCUUGUCUGAUGAGAUAUACUGUGGUCCUUAAUGCGACCUGGCUGGUCAACAGUGCAGCUCACAUGUGGGGAUGAGGCCCUAUGACCACAACAUCAAUCCCAGAGAGAACAAGUUUGUUGCCUUCAGUGCCAUUGGUGAAGGAUUUCACAACUAUCAUCACACAUUCCCCCAUGAUUAUGCUACAAGUGAGUUUGGCAGUCGGCUGAACGUGACCAAAGCAUUUAUAGAUCUCAUGUGUUUCUUUGGACUGGCCAAGGAUUGCAGGAGGGUAACUCGGGAGACUAUCAUGGCCCGUGUUAAACGCACCGGUGAUGGCAGCCACAAAAGUGGUUGAUUUGUUCAGUACAUAUCAGAAAACAAACAAAAAAAAAGUUAUAAGACAACAUAUACAAAAGCAUUUGCAGCAUUUCGUAGUGAGCAUUGAAGAUUGAUCUAUAUACACUCUCAUUUUAAAUAAAAUCUCUAGAGUGUGUUGGA